UUUCUCAGCACUUUUCUCCAAGAUUGAUACGGUGCAACUGUCAAAGGAGGUGUCCACCAUGUUGUCACUAGAGCACACCAACGUCAUGUCUCUGACGAGGAGUGUGUGUGACUAACCGUCCGCUGCUGAUCAUGCCAUUCAUGACCAAUGGAUCUGUUCUGGAGUUUGUGAGACACCACAAAGAUUCACUCCUUUGCAUUUCAGAGGAAUCAAAGGUCGAUUUAUCCAGGAAGAAGUUGUUGAAAAUCUGUCACCAGAUUUCGAAGGGUAUGGAGUAUCUGGCACUGCAGAGUCUUGUUCAUCGUGACCUGGCAGCAAGGAACUGCAUGAUUGACCAGAGUGGAGUGAUCAAAGUGGCUGAUUUUGGACUCACAGAGGACAUGUAUGGUGCCAAAUACUUGCCGUCAGCAGGAGAGGAGAGAGGGUGAAGAUGAGGAGAAGGUGCCCAUCAAGUGGAUGGCUCCUGAGAGUCUGGAAGACAACAUCUACAAUGAGGCCACGGACGUGUGGUCAUUUGGAGUGACAGUGUGGGAGGUGUUCACCUGUGGGGGGAUCCCAUACAUUGAUAUCCCGUCAUGUACCAUCUGGACGCUAUAAAAGAUGGACUGGUGAUGGAGAUACCUCAAAACGAGGCCUGUUCAGAU
Geodia barretti is the source of this 644-nucleotide messenger RNA. The record is from the annotation of a GenBank genome assembly. NCBI's taxonomy places the organism in Eukaryota, Metazoa, Porifera, Demospongiae, Tetractinellida, Geodiidae.